Messenger RNA from Drosophila guanche, 2598 nucleotides. RefSeq lists its product as uncharacterized. The record is from RefSeq and is a predicted model, not a curated record. The coding region runs from base 20 to 2368 and encodes 782 amino acids. Lineage: Eukaryota; Metazoa; Arthropoda; Insecta; Diptera; Drosophilidae. The transcript has 3 exons.
GAUAGGACACGCACACAAUAUGUAUACACAGGAGGAUGAGGAACGGGAGGGCAUGCCGCCCAUCAGCAUUCCCACAUUCGGGAUACCCAACGAACCAGAGCUGCUGGACGUGUAUGAGCUCUACCGCCCAUCGAUGGCCACACGGCGGCUGGUCAGUGAGCAGAAUCGUGAGCUCUACCCAGAGGCCUUCAUCGAACACGAGCGACUGGGCACAUUGGCGGAUUUGUGCGUGCGGGCGCUGGCCAAGAGCCAGGGCACUGUGCACAUUGCAGUACCCGUGCGGGAGGAUCCGCUGAAGCUGCGCAUCCACUACGACUCCAUUGACGUGGAUCUGCCGCUGCAGGAGUGCUACUUCGUGGAGGAUUUGCGUUAUUGGCGGCGCGUGGUGCUGGCCAAGAGCUCGGACAAGUCGCUGGUGCUGAAGAAGCUCUUGGAGUACGACUGGCGGGGCAAGGGGAUCAGUAUCAAGUACGUGGAACUGGUGGAGGCAUGUCCGGCGGCCUUUUGGCCGGAGCAUGAGAUGGCCGCGCUGGCGGCACUCGUUCGGGAACAUGUCCGUACCAUGGACAUCCGCCAUCUGCAGUCCCACACUGAUGAGAGCUUCCAGCAAAAGAUGGAGAGCAGCGGCUCAGAGCCGGAAGUGACGUCGGAGGAAACCGAGGAGCUGUUCAUUUCCAGCGAUGAGCGGAACACCUCAUCACUGUUGUCCGAUGAGCAGGAGGAGGAGUGCUCCGAUGAGCAGUCUGCAGUGGAGAAAGAGGAGCUGCAGCAGUCCGCGUCGAAGCUCAAGCAGCCAAGAAUCAUGUUUAAUGAAAUGCCAUACGACGAGGAGCCAGAGAAGGCUGCGGAAGGACACGCUGAGGCAGGGUCCAUUCAGCAGGAUCGACGCAUGGGGCGUGCUGUCCGCAAUGAAGUGCGCCAGCAGCUGCGGGACAUGCAGGCGGCCAGAAGGGAGCAGCACGAGCAGCGGAUGCGCCGUCGUUCCCUUAUGCGCAAGAAACCCGUUGAGGAGCCGACAAAGAAGCGCCGUAAGAGCCGUAAGACGACCGUGGGAGUCUUCAACAUGAAGGUGGAGGGCGAGAAGGAGGACGUCGAGGAGAAGAUCGUGGACAAGCGCCAAAAGGAGAAGCUGCUGAAGCGCAUCAAACGCUACGACUACCCCGCGGAGCACUGCCACCACAUCGAUCUGAGCUUUGUGCGCUUCUUCGAUAAUCUCGUGUCGUUGAUCCUAGAGUUCCUUGGACCACACAUGGGCCGCGACUACCACAAGCGGCACCUGCGCUUCUCCCUGGAGGAUAUGAUGCGGCUGGCCAGGGGUCUACAGGCACUCGAUAAGCUGCAGAUCUUUCGCCUACGCAACAGCCGCAUGGAUCGAUUCAAGCUGCACACCCUGUGCGGUGGCCUCAAGGACCUGAAAGCUUUGGAAGUUAUUGACUUUGGCUACGACGAGAUAUCCGAUGAAAGUGGUGCCACCUUGGGCACCCUACUGCAGCGGGAGAACAUGCUGAAGGCCCUGGAGCUGGAGUAUAAUCAUUUGGACCUGCAGGCGGCCUCGGCCAUUGGGGCCGCUCUGCUGCAGCAGCACCAGGCUGGAGGGACGACGCACCUGCAGUAUCUCGGACUGGCCCACAAUCGAAUAAGUGACAAGGCGCUGUCCACGCUCGUCCACUACAUCACGGGCACCGAGCAUGUGGCGGAGCUCAAUGUGACGGCCAUUACGGCCCGCAAGGAGGCGGUGGCCGAGAGUCUGGGCUACUUGCUGCGCAACCAUCCGCCACUGCGGCGACUGGACAUAGCAGCCAUUCCGCUGAACGGCGCUGUGGGACGGAGACUUAUCUGCGCCCUGGAGCACAACCAGAAGGUCACGCACUUUGACUGCCGCGGCUGUGAUCUGGACAGCGACGAGGAGUUCGAGGCAGCCAUCAUAGUGAGACGCAAUAGCUUCCAGGGAGAUCAUUCGUACAUAGGGGAUGAGACCAAAACGGAGCAGGACAUACGGGAGCACUUCAAGAGCAUCAAGCACCCGCUGCUGCAGAAGCUCGAGGAUGAAAGGCUACGCCAGUCGGAGUGCCUCAAGGCGCGUCCCUCUCUGAUAAGCACGCCCAGCACGCUAAGUGUCAAGUCCCUGGCGGAGGAAAAGGAGGAGCUCCAAGAGUACGACAUUUGGGCAGAGUUGGGCAUCAAAACGAAAGCAUCUGUCCCCCAAGAGGUGGAGGCUUCCGUGUCCAGCCAUAGCAGAGUGUCGGACCAAGGUCCCUUUUACUUUGAUCCAAAUAGCUUCGACUUGGAGCAGUUCCGGGAGCACAUUGAACAUCCGGGCAUCGGCAAUCGCUAUUACUACUUCAAGAGUCGAAGGCAACAAAGCUGAACAUUCAUUUAGGGAGUGUUAAUUAUUUGUUAGUUAAAUUUGAUCAAAAUCUAAAGUCGUUAGGAGCAGAUCCAAACAAUACAAAAAAAGUUUAUCGUUUAGGCUUCCAUGUGGGACUAUUAAAGUGUAAUGAUAAAAAAUGUUAAAAUGUAGGAAUAUCAGUGGAAUUAUUAGCUGUGUAAAUCCUCUGCAAGGGCAUGCCAUCAUCGGCAUGCCGUUGAUAUGCACCA